AUGAAUUCGUUUACUUACUCAGUUCUCACUUUUAUAUUCAUUAAACUUCUUGGGUUAUGGGAUUUCUUGGUUAUUCAUGAUAUUGGCUACUUGGAUAACGGGACAAAUUAUAUUCAGCCACUUUGUUCCUCUUUUAUCAAACUUAAAGGUACAAAUGAGAAUGAUGAUCUUAAUAAUAAUAAAAGUGCUGGAACGAGUAGAAAAGGGUUAUUUGGACUUCAAGGUCGGUCAAAUUUACCUAGUCGUAGACCGUAUUCAGGAAUUUUUUCAAGCAGUGGUUCUUUACAACACUCACGACAAACACCAUUUCCACAACGAACACCAUACCCACGACAAACACCAUUUCCGCAACGAACACCAUUUCCGCAACGAACACCAUUUCCGCAACGAACACCACGGCCACUACAAACACCACCUAGACAUCUACCAAAAAGAGUUUUUCCACAAGUUAUGGCUACUCCAUCUCUACCUACUAUUCCUGAAUCUCCAGAACCAACUUCAUCUUCGGAAAGUAGUAGACCGUCAAGCCGUACAAGUAGCGGAUCAUCAAGCCCAGGAAGUAGCAGGCCAUCAAGCCCAGGAAGUAGCAGAUCACCAAAUCCAUUAACUAGCAAAUCUUCAAGCUUGACACAAUUCUCAAGGUCAACACCAAAACCAGCUCCUCCUCGUACACCGUAUUCCGGAGAUUUAUUAACUAUGGGUUAUAGAUCAGCUUUGGAUUCCAUAUUUGGUUCGAAACAAUCAGGCUCUGCUGGUUCUUCAACUCCAGGCCAACAACGCCUAAGUCCAGAAAGUCAUGGGCCUCAAAGUUCUGGAGGAAGCAGAUCACCUAGCCCAAAAAGCGGAAAAAGCCAAACUCCAGGUGUUUAUACAACAACCUUAAAGGUAGAGCUGAAUAAAACACCCGGAACUACUCGACCAAAUCCGAAAUUAACAGCUUCAAAAAUUGAAAUAGCCUCAAAGCAAUCAAGUUCAGGUAAACCAUCUUCAAGUCCAGAAGGUUUUGGGUCCCAAAGGUUUAGAAAAAGCAGGUCACAGAGCCCAAAAACUCCUAGAUCGCACAGUCCAAAAAGUGGUAAAGAGCAAACUCCAGGUGUUUAUACAUCAACCUUAAAGGUAAAUCUGAAUCAACCACCCAGAACUACUCGACCAAAUCCGAAAUUAACAGCUUCGAAAAUAAAAAUAGCCUCAAAACAAUCAAAUUCAGGUCAGCAAUCUAGAACUCCAGAUCCACGUCAACAACAUCCAACUCCAAGAUAUCAAGCACCUCCAAGUUCAUCCCGAAGUGGAGUGUCUACACAAGGGUCUACUGGGAGAGGAUAUCUAGCAUCAAGAUGCCCAUUAGGUGAUCCAUGUGUGCGCUGCUUAGAACCGAAUAGAGAUAAUACUUUAAUAUGUGCUACUUGUAACAAUUUUAUGAAGCAUGAAGAAUGUGAUCCACCAAGACAUGUAUCAAGAAUAGUAAGUAAAAAAUACAAAUAA
Messenger RNA from Cryptosporidium ubiquitum, 1482 nucleotides. RefSeq lists its product as uncharacterized. The transcript has a single exon. The record is from RefSeq and is a predicted model, not a curated record. Bases 1 to 1482 code for a protein of 493 amino acids. Lineage: Eukaryota; Apicomplexa; Conoidasida; Eucoccidiorida; Cryptosporidiidae.